ACGAUAGUUGCGGGAAAACUGAAGCAAGAGUCACUCCGACUAGCACUACCACUGUCACUGAGCUGAAAGAAAACAAGAAAAUCAACAUCAUGAGUCCCCCGAAUGUCACCGAGGUCAAAAGGGGAAUUGCUGUCCUUUGGGAGACCCUUCAGUGCCCCAUAUGUCUGGAUUUAUUAACCGAACCCGUUUCCACCAAGUGUGACCAUCAGUUUUGCAAAUUUUGCAUGCUGAGGCUUUUGGACAACACCAAACUAAACCGAGCCAGCUGCCCAGUGUGUAAAGAAAAGAUAACCAAAAGGAGCUUGCAGGAGAGUCCGGGUUUUCAGAGGCUUGUCACAGGCCUGCAAGACAUGAUCCAUGCUUAUGAACACGACACAGGCACAAACUACUUUACUGGGUUCAUCCAAGACGUUCGACAAUCAUGUGUGACAACUGGUGAGAUGAACAAACAGGUUGAUGACAACGUGGAGGAUGUUGACAAGGCUCUUCCAAGUUCUCACUCGUCAACUAUAGCAGCCCUCAAUGGAUUUGCAAAAGUCAUGGGGUUUGAAGAUUCCAGUCAUUUGACAACAGAAAGCAAAGUUCAGGACACGGUCCAAACAAUGGAAUCCUUGGAUUCAGUGGAGACAAAAGUCAAAGCAUCUGCACGCAAAAUUCGAGGGAAAGCAAGAAAAGUGAAAUCUAUUCCAGUUGAUUCAAGGCCUCAAAUAAAAUCCUCAAAGCAGAAAAGUGAUCUGGAAGCUGACAAGAUUUUAGAGAAGAGGAAGAGAAAAAGUGUUGAGAAGGUCGCCGAAUGGCUCAUGAAGGUUUCCGCAGAGGGGAGUCUUGAGUUGGAGAAAUCCGCUGAGGACGCCCCAGAUUCGGACGACUCUGGCAGCUCCGCUUCCACGCUGGAUGUCAACGUGUUCAACAACAGUGAGGUAAACCCAAAAAAGGAGCUGCCACCCAAAGCCCUCGAGGAGCAAGUGUUUGGGGCCACCUACAAACGAGAGAGGAGAAACAAAUUAGGCGUCUCUCUUACAGGGAAUGCCUCCACUAAACCAACACUCUCCUCAACUGUACAACCACCAGGAAAGCGACACAACAAGAAGAAGAUGCUGACACCUACUGACUUUAUAAAAAGCUCUAAGGAGAAACAGGUAAAACAUCUGGAAGAAGAGCCUCAAACGGUCAAAAAUGACAUCUGCAUGGACUCUUUUGAAGAAACAGAGAAGCUAGACAAACUAGAAAUUGAAAAAGCUAACGACAAAGCUCCCAGUCUCAUGUCUGAAACCCGCCAACCCGAAGCAAAGUUGGUGAAGAGGUUGCAUAGCACUCUGCAGCAGGUCGACUCUGAUUUGAAGGCCCAAACUCUGAUAGAAAGUUCAGCUCCUAAAAAAGCCGACAAGAGAAGAGUUUCCUCUGGGAAAGGCAAGCCCGCGAGAGCUGCAAAACCGCUGGUUCUGGUUUCCGGUGUUCAAAAUGAAGAGAGCGUCCCGCAAAGUAAGCUGCCGUCAGAGGCGGUUCAGGUUCAUAUUGAGAACUACCUCAGCAGUGAGGACCAGGAUGUACCUGUCACCAGGAAAGGCAGAAAACGUUCUCUUUGUUCCCAGAUGAGAGGUCCCAAGACAGAUGCAUCUCGACUUGCUGUGAAAAUGCCUGAAAAAGACGGAGGGGCAUUUGAUCCAUUGGAUGCAAAGGCUUGUAAAAGUAAUGGAUGCAUUUAUGAUGAAGACAUUGGAGCCAUCGAAAACAUGGCGCUAGGUGAAAUGGCGUCGUCCAUUAAGGAAGUUCCAGAGACCGGUGCGGAUCGUGACACUCUUGUGGUCCCAACUUCAAUGAGUCUGACUGAAUGUCCGCCUCGCCAUCAGAUCCAAAGUGCCGCAGCAGAGAAGGAGGAGGACAACAGUGAGGUGGACACGGAGCAACUUCUCAAGAGCUUCAAAGCUACCAAAAGGAAGUCGUUCAAUCUCAAGCGUCCAAAUGGGAAGAGGAGCCGCGGUGUGGACAACCUCAGUGACCUCACUAAUCCGACUUGUAGCGAUUUCAUCCCGCCGACGGAGUCUCCCUUGCCGACAAGAAAUAGAGAUGCUGAAAGAUCGGAUCAAAAAAGUGUUCCUGUUCUCCUCAGGAGUAGUGUCAGCAGUGACCUCAGUCCCAACAAAGUGGCAAAAUGUGGAACGGAAAGUCCUUAUGUGUCUGUUGUGCCUCAUGUAGUAGAUUCCGGAAUCAGCUUUCAUGCCGUUGAGCGUGAGGAAAUUCCAGAGAGCCUGCUUGAAUCUUCCACAAAGGAUAACUGCAGGAACUUCGCCUCUGGAAACCGUUCAGUCCUGUCCGACCUGUCCCAACAUCUUUUGAAUGCCGAGUCCUCUUUGACUCCUGACGGUCUCGCCGCACCGCUCCAAGGAACCAAGAUCAGUGGGAGUGAAGAGCUCAGCAUUCAGUCGUUCAUCCAGAGCAACCCCAGGAAAAACAGGAGGAGGCGGACUCGGAGGCUCCAGUCCUCAUCGGAGUGCGGAUCAUUGGGCGAAUCCAACGAGGAGUUACCGACUUUGACACAAAUCUUCGGUAAGCCGGCUGCUUCUCCUCAAGGCGACUGCAGCCGGGAAGCUGCUGAAGCAAGCAGCCUUGACGGUGCUUGCAUCGCAGCCUGUCCUCCCACGUGUCCGAGUCCUGACUGCAUUAGCGCCAGCCAAGGGUCCGUCGACUUGUUUGGAUCACUGGAUGAAUGUGAUGGGCUAGUGAAUGGAGCGAGUGUGUCUGUGGAAUCAUCACAAUUCACAAGCGAAGUUCUCGUCACCCAGCAAAAACUGGAGAUGAAGAAGGAGCUGGUGAGGCUGGAGAAUUUGAUGGCACUGGUGUCUGAGGUUUUACAGGAGAAGGAGGCCAACCCUUCUGCACCCACAUGCUCAGAUGUGCAAGAGCCCAUUGUUCGAUGUGACCGGGAAACAAACCAAGACCUAGACAGGAAAACUCUUGCAGAAGGUGCACAUGAUGGCGUGUCGCAGCAUGUCGGCACUGCAGAGGCGCCCGUGCAUGAGCACAACAAGAACAACACUCCUGAGAGAGGCUGCGGCAAGGCUAAAAUGGUGCUGGUGUCGUCUGGAUUGGCGGCCACCGAGCAGAUGACGGUGAAAAGGUUUGCCAAGAGGGUUGGUGCUCGUGUGGUUUCCCAGGUGACCACAGAGGUGACUCACAUUGUAAUGUGCACAGAUGAACAACUGGUAUGUGAGCGGACCCUCAAGUACUUCCUCGGAAUUGCCGGCAGGAAGUGGGUGGUGAGCUUCCACUGGAUUUUGGAGUGCUUCAAGCAAAAAAAAAUAUUGGACGAGAGUAAUUUUGAAGUGAGGGGCGACGUGGUGAAUGGACCCCACCACCUUGGGCCCAUGAGAGCUCGCACCACCGACGACGACAAUCUACUCAUGAGGGGCUAUGAAAUCUGCUUUCAAGGACCCUUCACAGACAUGACCACAGAGGAAUUGGAGUGGAUGGUGCAGCUGUGUGGAGCAGCUGUGGUCAAAGAUCCUCUUGUGCUCGACAGUAAACAGAAGUCCAAUCAGCUGGUCAUUGUUCAGCAUGGAUCGGCACCGUGCUCGUUCAUGUAUAGCAGUCUCGCUAAACAGGCCACAGUUGUGACUCGUGGUUGGUUGUUGGACACCGUGGCCACCUACACAUUGCAGGGUUACACAAACUACCAAACGUGAGCUAAGGACAUUUUGUGUGUGUGUGUGUGUGUGUGUGUGUGUGUUUUUUUUUUUUUUUAAACAACCUUUCCAUUUCCCAAAUCUCUAAUCUGUACAAAUGUGGAUAAACCAAAGCACAACCAUGUACAUUAAGUUAACCAAAAGAAUAUUUUUGUUGUUGUUUGGAACUUAAUCACUAAUCGUCACUAAUCCUUCUCAGAAAACAGUUAUUUAAUGUCUUGUGUCAACUUAAAUGUUUUUAAUAAAUAACUCUAUUGUCAUUCUAAUGUUUGCACCCCUCUUCUGACUUUUGUCUUCAUGGCCACAGAAGAACCCUACUGAUUUUGAAGUGGCAAUUCCAAAUUUAUGUCACACACUUUGUCUGUCUGUCUCUCACUUUCGUUGUCACUCUGUGUCACUUGAGUCUAAAGGCAGCAAAUUAGUCCUUGAGUUGUGCUGCCCUGUUCAUCACGCAGUAGUCCAGCCUUUUGAAAUCCGUUGGUGAUAGUGGACUUUUUGACACUGCCCCACACUGUAAACAUUCACUGGCAGACUUGAGCAAAAGUUGCAAGAUCGAUCGCCUGUAACUUGAAAGCUACAUUACAGUAUAUGCAUUUUGUAUUUUUAUAUGCAUUUGUAAAUGUCGUUCUGCAUCACCCAUUUAGCAAGUGGAGCACUACAGCUUUCCAGACAGUCAAAUGAAUGCAUAAGCUAUCAUUAGUCAUUGUUUUUCAUGUUUUAAAAAAAAAAAGACAAAAAAACAGCUGGUUGCGAAAAUGUGAUGGGAAUGUCAGCUCGUCUCCUUGGAGAUGCCAGAUGUGUUGGUGCCGGGAUGCUGCUUUCUUUCUUUCAGUCAACUACUUUUUACCCCAUCCCGAAUGGUGCUGAGUCUUUUCACUGUAUUAAUAGAGAAGCACUGUCAUGCCAAAGAUUUUACUGAGUUUAUUUGGAAUGCUAGCAGAAUUUGUCGGUCACAAGCUCGUCUCGUGAAUGAAGGCUGUGUGUGAAAGUGUCUUUGUGUAAGGCUUGUGACAUUGCAGUUGUUGGCAUUCUAACAAAGUGAGGACAUCCCCACAUGGACGACGGUGUGUCUUGACAACUCGCGAGGAGGCAUAUUUGCAAACAUGAGUGAGCAGACACCCGAGGGCGAAAAUUCAUCAACAGCAGCGACAGUGUGAUUGUUCUUCUUUAUCAUUUGUAACAUGAGUGUUUUGCUGUUGACAAUCACAUGACUUGAUGGCUAUAACAUUGUGAACAUUAUGUACUAAGAUAUAGCAAGCUGUGUCAACAAUUCUGCCUUUAAGACAAUAACAUGCUCUC
Molecule: messenger RNA, 4982 nt
Organism: Dunckerocampus dactyliophorus (ringed pipefish)
Lineage: Eukaryota; Metazoa; Chordata; Actinopteri; Syngnathiformes; Syngnathidae
Exons: 21
Coding region: 90-3683 (1197 amino acids)
Biological process (GO): double-strand break repair via homologous recombination; negative regulation of fatty acid biosynthetic process; chordate embryonic development
Cellular component (GO): plasma membrane; BRCA1-A complex; BRCA1-BARD1 complex
Molecular function (GO): metal ion binding; ubiquitin-protein transferase activity
Source: RefSeq, a predicted model, not a curated record